AUGGGCUGGACAGUGUGCAAUACUACUCUAGAGACCCAAGAAAUCGAGGAGGUCGAGCUCUGGGAUGGUGGCCUUACAUUUCACCACCUGUCGCUCCUGGUGGGCGGCGCUUGUGCCCUCUUCGCCUGCGGUGUAUCAAUAUUUUUGAUCAUGCAGCAUGCCAUGCAUUACAGUAAACCGAUCGAACAGCGACAUAUUAUCCGCAUUCUGUUUAUGGUCCCCGUCUAUUCCCUCGUCGCAUGGCUCAGCAUCUUCUUCUACCAUGAUUCCGUCUACUUCGAAGUCCUCGGCGAUUGCUACGAAGCUUUCUGUAUCUCCGCUUUCUUCUCCCUCAUGUGCCACUAUAUCGCCCCCGAUCUACACAGUCAGAAGGAUUACUUCCGUGGAAUUCAGCCUAAGGCGUGGCUUUGGCCGUUGAAUUGGUUUGCGAGGUGCUGUGGUGGUGACCGCGGCAUCUGGCGGAACCCGCGCAGUGGAUUGACUUGGUUCAAUAUUGUCUGGGCUGGCGUCUUCCAAUACUGUGUUAUCCGCGUUGUCAUGACUAUUGUCGCGGUUGUUACGCAGGCUUUGGGCUUGUAUUGCGAGGCAUCCCUCAGUCCUGCCUUUUCGCAUAUCUGGACUAUUGUCUUUGAAUCGAUCUCUGUCACCAUUGCAAUGUACUGCCUGAUCCAGUUCUAUUAUCAGACCAGCCAAGACAUCAAGCAACACCGGCCGUUUGUGAAGAUCUUGUCGAUCAAGCUCGUCAUUUUCCUUUCCUUCUGGCAGUCAACACUUAUCAGUCUUCUGGUCUCCGGUGGUGCUAUCCAAGCAAGCAAGAAGAUUGCACUAGCAGAUCUCAAAACUGGCCUUCCGGAAGUGAUGAUCAACAUUGAAAUGGCCGUCUUUGGCUGCCUGCAUCUCUGGGCAUUCUCAUGGAAGCCCUACACCUUGAACAACCAAAGUGAAGUCACCGACUUCUAUGGCAAUGGCAAGACCGCCUAUGAAGGCGGACGCUACGGCGCCAGAGCUCUAGUCGACGCCAUGAAUCCACUGGACCUCCUAAAAGCCAUCGGACGCAGUGCCCGCUGGCUAGUCGUCGGCCGCAAAACUCGCAUGCUAGACCCCAGCUACCAACCCCAGGACCAGCCCCCGCAAGCAGGCAGCGAACUCACAACCGGAACAGCAUACCAAGGCGCCGCAACCACAGGAGGCCGAGGAGGCCGUUACACGCCAGACGAAGAAGGCGCAGUGCUUCUCGCUCACGCACAGCCCAACCCAGAGAUCGCGCUGAUGGGUACCUCGCCCUAUGCCUCCGACUUCGAGGACCACGUCCAUGACCCCUCAACCCGCUUCUACGGGCAAAGCUCGUCGCCUUAUGACGACUCUGCCCUCCGAAGCCAUGAUCCCCUCCAGUCUGAUGCGAUGGCUCACCCGUACCCAUCGGACGGUCCGCUCCGCGAGCAAGUCCCCAUGCCCAUGCCAGACCCCUAUCAGCCUCCACCUCCGUACCCUGAUAACCACCAUUUAUGA
Molecule: messenger RNA, 1509 nt
Organism: Penicillium canescens
Lineage: Eukaryota; Fungi; Ascomycota; Eurotiomycetes; Eurotiales; Aspergillaceae
Product: OSTA/TMEM184 family protein
Exons: 6
Coding region: 1-1509 (502 amino acids)
Biological process (GO): transport
Molecular function (GO): transporter activity
Source: RefSeq, a predicted model, not a curated record